Molecule: messenger RNA, 967 nt
Organism: Bombina bombina (fire-bellied toad)
Lineage: Eukaryota; Metazoa; Chordata; Amphibia; Anura; Bombinatoridae
Gene: RDH8
Product: retinol dehydrogenase 8
Exons: 6
Coding region: 1-951 (316 amino acids)
Biological process (GO): estrogen biosynthetic process
Cellular component (GO): cytoplasm
Molecular function (GO): estradiol 17-beta-dehydrogenase [NAD(P)+] activity
Source: RefSeq, a predicted model, not a curated record
AUGGCUAGUGGCAGCAAGAAGACUGUUCUCAUAACAGGAUGCUCAUCAGGAAUCGGUCUAAAGAUUGCAGCACAACUGGCAAAGGACCCACAGCAGCGGUACCACGUAAUUGCCACAAUGAGAGACCUGAAAAAGAGUGGGAAGCUGGAAGAAGAGGUUGGACAGUUUUUAAAUAAGACCCUGGUGAUCAGCCAGCUUGAUGUGACCAAUGAGGACUCUAUUAAGAAAUGUCUGGCGUCAUUACCCGGUCAAACAGUAGAUGUCCUGGUGAACAACGCUGGUGUUGGGCAGGUUGGUCCCAUUGAGAGUUUAUCAAUGAAUGACAUGAGGAAGGUGUUUGAGACUAACUUUUUUGGGGUUGUGCAUCUCAUUAAGGAGGUUCUGCCUAGUAUGAAAAAACGUAGAAGUGGCCAUAUUGUUGUAAUAAGCAGCGUCGUAGGAUUACAAGGACUUGUAUUUAACGAUGUUUAUGCAGCAUCAAAAUUUGCAAUUGAAGGUUUCUGUGAAAGUUUAGCAGUACAGCUUCUGAACUUUAAUAUAUUUGUGUCCAUGAUAGAACCAGGUCCUGUUAAUACAGAGUUUGAGAUGAAGCUGAUGGAAGAGGUGUCUCGAUCAGACUUCCCCGGUACUGAUGCUGAUACUCUACAUUAUUUCAAAGAUGUCUAUCUACCUGCAGCGCAUGACAUAUUUGUCACCAUGGGGCAGUCACCAGAUGUAGUGGCUAAGGAAACAGUGAAAGUGAUUGGAAUGAAUCGACCUGUAUUCCGUCAUCAAACAAACCUUCUUUAUACUCCUCUUACAGCCUUGAAAUAUACAGAUAAUACUGGAAACCUCUCAGUCAGAACCUUUUACAAUAUGCUAUUCAACUAUGGCUCGCUUUUUCAUUUCAGUCUUCAUUUCUUGAGGUGUAUCACCUGCAACUGUUUUCGCAGAAGAGUGAUGCCUGUCUGAGAUAGAACAGUGACAU